AUGGAGCGAUCACAAGCUAUCAAUAAGCAGCUCGGACAUUCAAAGCAUUGGUAUAUGGCUACUCCUUCCUUAUCUGAUUUCAUAUGGCCAUGGUGCCUCAUUUCAUUGCUUGGUGCAUCAUCCGGGACGUACUUUACAUAUGCCUAUGGGAUUACUCCGAAAGAAUGAAUUGACAGAGAAAAUUUGCGCUUUUGAACGGGGCCAUCAUUUUAUAUGAAUUACUGUUUAGUAUGAUUCUGGAUAUAUAAAGUGGUAUCCAUGAUUCAGAUUUUAAAGAAGGAAACUACAUGGGAAUCAUAUAUACAUAUCUACGAAGAAUUCCCAGCAAAGGAGCAUUUUCGGAUGGGUGGCAACUAAUUAGGCAAGCAAGCUAAUGUUUGACUAACCAAAAAAGGGUUUUAGAGGGCUAUUCAUCGUAAAAAUUAGCAUAGAGUUUGCGUCAUUCGGGAUAUUUUCACAACUUUCGCGUUCUGAGCUACAUAUAAUAUCUUUGAGUGAAUCUCCAAAAGAUUACUUACUUUCACAAUAUCAGGGCACUCCUUUGUUUUAGUUGUUAUAAGCAGCAUGAUUUUAUUUGAAGCAGAAACAAAUUACAGGCUAACAUAUAAUGAAUUGAUGAUUUACAUUGGAAAAGGCGUCAUCGCAUAUAAUUAUUAUAUAUUUUUCUGGACCUGCUUCGCUUUUCAUACGCUUAGCCACACAGUUAUGGGGCUUGUAGUAGGGUUUACAAUUACGUAUUUCGUUUAUUUUAGAAUGGAUAAAAUCAGAAUAACAUAA
This is a messenger RNA of Blepharisma stoltei, 777 nucleotides long. The record is from the annotation of a GenBank genome assembly. NCBI's taxonomy places the organism in Eukaryota, Ciliophora, Heterotrichea, Heterotrichida, Blepharismidae.